GCCGGAAAUUCACACGAAGAAGAAGAAUACGUCAAUGAGAAACAUAGGCUAGUUAACAGUAUUUGAUAAGACACAGCAGUCCGUGGUGUAUGUACCUAGCUAGCUACUAUCCGUGAAUACUUCAAUAUGUCAUAUUAAAUUGUCUUUGUUGAGCGUUUGACUGAAACAGACGUUUGUGCGUUCACAACGAUACUGACAUUAUAGCCACGGAAAAUUUGCUAACACGCUAGCUAGUGUCAACAAACUGCAAGUGACUAGCGGGUUCAAGAGACCCUGCCCAAAAGCGCGAUGCUGGUAACCGUUUUCUGCGCCCCGAAUGACCGCUCGGAAAUUACAUUUUCUCUCGAUGUGUCUCCAGAGCUUGAACUUAGAGAUUUUGUUGCUCUGUGUGAACUAGAAUCAGGAAUCCCUGCUGGGGAAAUUCAGAUCACAUAUGCAGAGCAGCCUCUGAAAGACCUGACCCGUGCUUUAGGGACCUAUGGACUUAAGGAUGGAGAUGUGGUGGUGCUUAGACAGGCAGACCGAAGGCCACCACCAGCACAAUCAGCCUUCCCAGGUCUCCCACGUAUUGACUUCAGUUCCAUCGCAGUCCCCGGCACUUCUUCUGGUUCCAGUCAACGGUUCACCCGUAGACAGCAGCAACAGGCCCCAACCUCACAACAACAGCGCUCUCCACCCCCUGCUGCACCCCCAUCCCUACCGGGCUCCGCCUCCUCUCCUCAGGGUCUGGAUGACCCCGCCUUACUGCAGCAGAUGCUCUUGGCCAAUCCACACGAGCUGUCCCUGCUCAAGGAGCGCAAUCCACCAUUGGCUGAGGCCUUAUUGAGUGGAGACCUUGAGCGUUUCACCAAAGUGCUGUUGGAGCAGCAGCAGGAUCGGGCUCGCAGAGAGCAGGAGAGGAUCCGACUUCUGACUGCCGACCCAUUUGACAUGGAGGCCCAGGCCAAGAUAGAGGAGGACAUCAGGCAGCACAACGUAGAGGAGAACAUGACCAUUGCAAUGGAGGAGGCCCCAGAGAGCUUUGGCCAGGUGGUUAUGCUCUACAUCAACUGUAUAGUCAACGGAUACCAUGUGAAAGCUUUUGUUGACUCAGGGGCCCAGAUGACCAUCAUGAGUCAGGCGUGUGCCAAGCGCUGUAACAUCAUGCGUCUGGUGGACCGACGGUGGGCUGGCAUCGCCAAGGGAGUGGGCACCCAGAAGAUCAUUGGCAGAGUCCACUUGGCUCAGGUCCAGAUAGAAGGGGACUUCCUGCCUUGUUCCUUUUCCAUCCUGGAGGACCAACCUAUGGACAUGCUGCUUGGACUGGACAUGCUCAAGAGACAUCAGUGUUCCAUUGACCUGAAAAAGAACACGUUGCUGAUCGGGACAACGGGCACUGAGACCCUCUUCCUGCCCGAGGCAGAGCUGCCAGAGUGUGCCCGGCUGGCAUACGGGCCCGAGGGGCGCGAGGACGCCCAGCCAGAUGAGAUCGCAGACCGAGAGCUGGCAGAGGCACUUCAGAGAUCUGUACAGGAGAGCGGACAGCACUGAUGCAUUUGUGAAGACAGCUGGAGAGGGCCUUACCAACCAGGUGGACAAACUACCUCACCGGAAUCCCCAACACUCAAACCCCCAAACAACAUGCCCCUGUCCUCCCCCCUUUCCCCUGGUCACCCCCGGAGCCUUGCCCUGGACCGUUCUCAGUCUGCUCCAGCCUACAUGCGCCAGGCCGGGGCCCCAACACCAGGGCAGAGCCAAACCCAGCCUGGUUUCCUGGGUCUCCCCAUCCCUGGGCCCUCAUCUCAGAACAUAGCACCUACAGCCCAACAGUCUCCUCUCUCAGACCCAAGCCCUACCAACCCCACCCAGCGACUCCUACCCACCAUCCCCACUCCCCCGGCUCAGGAUCUGUCCACAUGCGCCCCUCCUGCAGACAAGUCUGUGACUGGCACUCCCACCCUGGGAGGUUCAGACAGUCGGAUCCCUCCAGAGAUGUGUGUCUCUGAGAAGGCAAAUAAUGUCUCCCUGUCCCCCCUCCCAGAGGAAAGCCUCCCAAUUCAGCCCAUGGAGCAGGAGGACAUGUCAGUCAACACCACAGAUCACCGGACAUGUCUGAGUAACCCAAGUCAGCAGAGUGGAGAAGGGGGUUCCCACCGUCCCAUCUCUAAUCCCCCAUCACUCACCCUGGAGCCCUGUCUUUCUGGAUCCACAUCUGCAGAGAUGGAGUCUCCCCCUGCCUCCUCUCAGAGCACUGUGCAAUCAGAGAGGGACCAGCCAGAGGGGGAGCGCUGUCCCAACUCCGACCAGAUCCCGUCUCUGGCCCAGGCCCUGCGGGAGCUCCAUGAGCUGCUGGUGUCUAACAGCUGUGGCCUGUCCCCCCAGGACCGCAGUGUCUCCUGCUCCCCCUCACACAGACAGGACACUGACGGACUGAACGACAACCACAACCCCACCGCAGAGCCCCAAACCCUGACGCCUGAAAACACCACACAACCCUCCCCCUCUACUGCCAUUAUAGCUGGUGCAGAACCAUGCGAUGCCAAAGCCAACCAUGCUGCUGCUAUGUCUGAUGGAGGGCCUCCUCCUGACUGUGUCCUGCCAGGCACCUCUGGCCAGGAGCAGAGUCUGGAGACUAGGGACAGGGCAGAGGCUGAACCAGGAGCGGGUCAGGGAGAACUAGAACCACAGUGUCCAGACAACUCCAGGGGGGAAAAGAGGGCUGAUGGGUAUGGGCUAGAUGCCAGUAAAAACAGAGGGACUGUGUCUGAGGUCCAGAGUCCCUCGCCCUCUUCACUCCAAGCAGACCUGGAGUUCAGGGAGCCCCCGGAGGGGCAGCAGGGGAGGGGCGUGGCAGACGGGAGAGCCUCUGCCAUUGACAACCCAGACACUCCCGGCCUCCAUCCUGAGCCAACACAGCGGAGCCCUCUGUCCAUGGCUGUGGGUUCACCUGAGGAUGACUCCGGCCUUUCGCCCCGCACUUCCCCUCCUCAGGCCCUGGGCCCCCAACACCCCUCCUCUCCAGCCCCUCUCUUCUCUGCUCCACAUCCCGUUAUCGAACAGUUUCCGGCUGAGCACAUCCAGAGGAUCCAGACAGCUGGCUUCUCUGCCAGGGAGGCUGCAGAGGCACUGGAACAGGCCCAGGGCUGCGUGGAGCUGGCUCUGCUGGCUCUGCUGGCCCGCAAGAUCACUGUGCCCACCUAGACACUCACGACAUUACAAUCAUAUGGGAGACCCAGGCUCUUGUCAACAUGGGUUUCAUGUGUACUCUUGUCUUAUUGUUGAUGGUGACAUCUGAACCCCCCUGGCCUCGCAGCCACUACAUGCUAAAGGGGAAAUGCUUUUUGUCUCUUGGUUUCUCACAGACCAUACAACAACUUAUUUGUUCCUAGAUUGAGCCAAUAUGGUCGGAGUUGUGUUUGCAUGCAGCAGUAGUUGGUGCCUAUUUCAUGGAUUUUAUAGAUUGGUAGAUUGAUUUCCUUAAUCCCCCCCCCCCCCCUCGUUUAACCCUGUAUAUGCGUAUUUUAUUCUAAACUCAAUUGAACUGCCCCAUUGACGAGAAAUUGUUGGUAAAUGUUUACAUUUGUAUGUGAAAUGGCAUUUGUUUCAAGGGCUGAAGAUGAACCUAAAAUACUAUGUUAAAAUGUCCGAUUUGUCAGCAGUAUUAUUGCUCCGCUAAACAAUUAAUUUGUUUUUAAAUUGAUGUUUGAUUUUAACUCGACUCCGAUUCUGAUAAAACCCACCAGACAGUAAACAUAUUACACUGUGGAAAUGACUGCAUUUAAGAAGCAUUGCUAACUGCUGAUCUUUUGUCUUUUUCUGCCGAUUGUUAGCAUUAUGUAAUAUGACAUUCUCUCAGUCAUAUGAUUAUUGCCAAUGCUGGGGAACCUGGGUGUUUUCAUGUUUAAGACAGCUUGCACAAGAAAAUAAAUCAAGCAGCACUCUUACUUUCAGCACGACUUUGUUGAUAGAGGAACAUCAACAUAGCCAUGGAGUUAAGAGUAUUGAAUAUUUCUGGGGAUGCAGGUAAAGGAGGAAGUCUUCAACUAUAACAGCAUGUAUAACAUCUUUGGACAUGUGAUAUGGUCAUUAAUAGAGGGGGUUUGGUAGUUCCUGUUCACUUUCAGACAUCUAUCAUACAUGCAGAACUGGAAACCUCUCCCAAAGUCCAAGUCUACCCUAUCCAGCUGUCAGAUCAUUCAUUCAUAUAUCCAUUAUCAACUUUUUUUUAAAUUGCAUUAUCUGGAUCAUAUUCAUAUACCAACAUCGUGGCAGGUUUAAUUAUUUAGAUUUUCUUGUACUCAAUUUAAACUCCCAAAUAAAGUAAAACUGGUUC
Oncorhynchus kisutch (coho salmon) is the source of this 4312-nucleotide messenger RNA. RefSeq names its product protein DDI1 homolog 2. The record is from RefSeq and is a predicted model, not a curated record. Gene Ontology annotation, molecular function: aspartic-type endopeptidase activity; protein binding. The transcript is spliced from 10 exons. The coding region runs from base 289 to 1530 and encodes 413 amino acids. Gene Ontology annotation, biological process: proteolysis. Lineage: Eukaryota; Metazoa; Chordata; Actinopteri; Salmoniformes; Salmonidae.